CGGCGGAGGACGGUUAUACUGACCAGCUAGUGUACUUUUUUGUUUUGUAUUCAUUUUAUCGGUUUUAUAGUUUCAUCCCUCUAAUAUCGACCCCAAUCUAAAUCCAAAAAACUUUUUUCCAUUAGAUUUUAAUUCUUCUUUUAUUUUUCCAUUAUUUUUUUUUGUUUUGUUGUUGUUUUGCUUUUAUUUUCAAUCUAAAUUGACUAUGGCCAAUUAUCACAUUCACCAGAUGCAAAACAAAAUCCAAAAACAACAACAACAAUCCCCUAUCAAGAUUAUAUGAUGCACAAUCAACCCCCUUCCAUCCCCAUCAUGACCUACUCAACGAACAAUCACUUAGUCACAAACACAACCAGUCACCGUUAAUUUAAUGGCAAAUUUUCGGAAUCAAACGAAUCUCGGAAUCUAGGUCUUGAAUGUAGCUAACCUAUAGCAUCCCUCAAAUGAUGACGCGAAUUUGUAUAGUUCCCAGAUACACAUGGUCCACAAUUUCACUGCAGAACUUUUGACAUAAGUCUCGAGUUUGCGCGUAAGCUCUCCCAAAACGGAUAUAUCGAUUUUUCUUCCAUCACAUAUAACCGUAACCGGGCUUAAGCUGUCACUUUGACAGUUCUCCAAUUGUAUCGCCACACACAACCCCAACCACCCCUAUACGAUAGAUGUCAGUUAUUUAGUGUUAAGGUGUGGAAGUUUUCUCGUUAUAUUUUUUUAGUGUGUUAUUUUUUUUUGGGAAUAAUUUAUCAUUUCUUUUCUGCUAAGCAAAUAAUAUCGAGACAAUUCGAAGAAAGAAAGUAAAACCCCAACAAAUUACGGUUUUGCUGCCAAUGUCAAUGUUUGUUGCCGGUAAAUGUGUCAAAAAAGAAAAAAAAAAAGUGUUGGAAUGAAUUUAUUACUAUCCAUAGAAAUGCUGCAUGUCAAAAUAUUGUGUUGUUUGGUUGAAUAAGGAAAUAGAAAAAAAAAUAAAUUAUGGUUGCUAACGAAGUAGCUGGAUUGGCAAGGGUGUGAAUUAUAUAGAGGGUGGAAUGAUAAUUUCUUUAGGAACCAAUGAAUUUCUUCAUUUGGAAAAUAGAUUUCCCCCAUCCCCAAGACUAGGAAUUAUAAUUUCUGUCAAUUGACACUUGAAAACAACAAAACACAAAAAAAAAAAAAAUAAUGUUCUCCCGAGGGCGUGCGCUCAUGAUGGUGUCGCGUAUUUGUGUUCGACUUGUGUACAAUUGUGUCAAAUAGAAAAAAAAAAAUUACACUGGGUGUGAGAAAUUUUUUUUUUCAUCGAAUUUUUUGUUUGUUUUUGAAAGACAACAAAAAUAAAAACAAUUUUUUUUAUCAAAGAAAAAAUUUAAUUGUAUUGAAUUGAAAGAAAUUAAAAAUUUAAUUCAAUAUACGACACCAUGGGAACGUCACAUAGUCAUCAUCAUAAUGCUUCAAAUGCUAGCGAUGGAAUUGGCGAUGAAUCAAAUGUGUCAAGUUCAGGUGGCGGUGGUGGUGGCAAUAAGAGAAGGAAUAGUCGGUCGAAAAUAUUUGCACGUUUUGGGCAUAGAAAAUCUAAGGACCAACUAUUGUCACCAUCUUCGAUUGAGGGUGGUGGUUCGUUUCUGGCUGAUGUCGAUGAAGCGGGUAGUGAAGUUAAUGAAAAUGUCAAAGAUCAUGGCAAGAAAUGGCACAAGAAACAAACCAAAAAAAAAGAAAAACUUACAACAAAACAAAAAUCCAUUUUAAAUCAACAAGAACCAGAAAUUGCAACAACAGAAAAGAAAAAUACUAUAACAACCAAAGAAGAUGCCAAAGAAGAGUCCAAAAUGUCAUCGACCCAAGACCAGACAGCGAGCAUCAUUGCUAGCCCUGGCCCCUGCUCUUCCGCAACCAACAUUGCAGCGAGGGGAAAUAAUGCCCCCUUGGGUAAUAGUGAAUCAGUUGUUGCGGUGCCACUGUUAGCUGGCCAACAACACUCACCAACAAAGGGAAUCACCAGCAGCAGUGGUUCAAUUCAGUUUCAGUCAUGUGCGUCGAGGUUAGCCAUAAGAGAAGUUGAAUCACCAUCGGUUCCCCCUGAAACAGGAACCACUACCAUGUCGACAAGAGUACGACAAAUGGCAGCACUUAGCCAAGUGGAACCUUCCAGUGGUAAUAUGGUCAUGGUAGCAUCAACAGAUGUUCGUUUUUCAAUAGGCUCACCAAGUGACAACGACGACGCCACUGUCUCCACUGGAACGAGUUGUUUUGGUGAUAAUGGCGGUGAUGGUGGUGGUGGAGGCAGUGAUUCUUCCAAUGUUGUUGGUAACCUAGCCGAAGCAGAUGAGGCGAUUCCGGGCUCAGGCAGUAAUAAUUUGGUUUUGGUUCUUGAUGGUGUUCCGUCAGCGUCGUCGUCGUUGUCAUCGUCUUCAUCUUCACGGUCGGAAGUAACACCAACCGAUGUCAAAUUGACAGUUAUAUCGAAAAAGAAUAAUUCCGGUGUCCGGCAACACCAAGUUGAGACAAUUAUUGUGCAAACUGAUUCGUGGAAAACAGCAAAUAACUUUACAGCAGUUCUUCACCAUCAUCAUUCGCAGCAGCAGCAACAGAACUUGUCCACGUCGUCAUCCAAUACAGCGGACAAUCAAUUGGGAAAUUGUGACAUUGUUGUCCUCAAGGAGACCUCAUCAAGCUCUGAUUCAUUAUUUACAGACCCCCUGACUCCGAUUGGCUUCCAGGCGGAAAUAAAUCAGUGCUAUUUCUCCGAGGAGAAUAUCUGUGAAAAAUCAUUGGACGAAAGAACGUUGAGAGAAUUGACAGCAGCAGCCCUAGCGGCUCGAAAUUAUCCACGACAGAAUAAUAAAUGCGAACGACCGCCACGAAGGCGAGCAGCUACAACUGCGACAUAUUAUCGCGACGUGGCAGCAAGGUUGGCCAGAUUGUCACAAACGGAAGUGACGCAUUUAAAUUUGACAGGUGGACGACCAAUUUCGAUUGACUUCGAAAGUGAUUGUGCGGAUGAGGAAAUGGCUCUGCAGUUGGGAAAUAAGUUAGCUCAAGUGUUGAGCAAUAGUGGUGGUAGUGGUUCGAGUAGCGGUGGUGCAGGGGGUGGUAGUGGCAGUGGUAUUAUGGGUGCUGAUGAUUCUGGAAAUGGUGGUGGUGGUGGUGGGAGGAGUUCAGCUGACUUGGGGAUAUUCAACAUAGCAAAGGCAAAAAAGAUUGAAUUGCAGAACUUAUCGUCAAGGAUUGCAGGUGGUGAUGUUGCUGUGUCAGCAGACAACUUAACACCGGCAACAAUAGUUAACAAACAAUCACCCUCGACAGAAACUCAAUCAACCGUUAUAAUUUCAUACAAAUCACCACCACCUACCCCGAUUUGUUCAUCUACGGCGAAUUCAUCGACAUUCCAGCAUCAGCAUCAAAAUAUCGAAACUCAGCGGGAUGGAGUAGUCUCAGCAUCAGCCUCCGCAUCAACAUUAACAACAGGAACAAGUAACGUUGCUUCAUCCAGCGGGGGAUGGGUUGAAACAUCCUCCCCGAUAAUUACCUCCACGACAACAACAGCGAGUGGCAGUAGUAGUAGUAGUACUUUCGGAAGCAGCAUCAGCAAUCCAAAUAACUGCGCCGGCAGCAAUGUCCUUAAGAAGGUAGCAUCUUUUACGGUUGAAAGAUCAUCGCAAAAUACUUGUUCGGCCGGCGGCAAUUUGGGAGCGCCAGGUGGAGUUGCCAUAGGUAUGGGGGCACCGGAUGGGGGCUUUCACAAACGGAUGUCUUAUGUCCCACAAAAGUUAAGCUUUGCUGCCUACGAAAAGUUUGAGGGGCAAAUGCUAAUGAAGUGGCUCAUCUCAUCAUUUCAAGCAAAUGGUCCCUCGCUUAAUGAACACGAACUGAAUAUUCUUACGCAGCAAUGUUGCAACAAUCUACUCAGAGUUGGAGUUCUGAAACAGAUAUCCAGUUCCAGUCCAAUCGUCAGUUCUGGUUCCACGUCUUCGUUGGCGGUGGUGGUGGUGCCUGGAGGCAGCAGCAGUGUUGCCACCACCACUACCACCAACGCUGCUGCCGCCGUCAAUGCCGCAACAACUUUGUCUGCCGCUGCCGCAUCUACUGGUUCUGCUGUCGACAAAAGUGAAUUGGAAACUUUCAGUCCAUUUCAUAUGUAUCAAUGGCGACAUACAGAAAUUUCAACAUCUUCUCUGCCAAUGACACCUGGCAAACUUGAUAAGGAAUCAGCUUGGCCGUAUUGUAGUACACCAACUACAAGUGUUAUGCGAAAUUCGAAGGGAUUACCAGUUGACAGCCCUGUUGAAGUAUUAGCUGCUGAGUUACGUAGAGCUAUUCUAAACUGUAAUAGUUUGAAUGAGGUUCAUGGAGUGGUUAAUGAGUUACUUGUUCAACAACAUCAAUCGGCGAAAACAAAAUCUAAACGAUGCAUUCCACUUAGUGAGCUGAUGAAUGCUACCGAAAUAACGGUCUAUGAAAAAGAUGCUAAAGACGUUUCAAAUAAUGAAAAGCGAAAGGAAGAAAUCGGAGUUCAGACGAGUCAGCUUGAAGACGCACAAUGUAAUCUCUGUCAGAAAUGUCGUAGUGAACGAAAGACAGCGAAAAUUGACCAGCUUGUACAAACGAGCUUCAAUGAAUCAGAGGUGUCGGUUCCUAAAGUUCCACCAGCGUACGUGCCUCCACCACCACCUCCGCCUCCACCUCCUCCACCAAUAUCUCAAAGUGCGGGCCCAGCUCCGCCACCUCCUCCUCCUCCCCCACCAAUGCCAGGUCUUGGAGCUGGACCUCCACCACCACCACCACCUCCAAUGCCAAUUCAGGGUGGUCCACCUCCUCCUCCACCCCCGCCUCUACCGAUAUUUGGGGCACCUCCACCACCACCACCUCCUCCAGGGGGUGGACCACCAGCUCCACCUCCUCCACCCCCACCAGGAGGUCAACCACCUCCCCCUCCACCCCCUGGCCUGCAUAUAAAUACCCAUGCAACACCACCACCUGCUCCACCAGGCGUUCCAAAAACUCCGGGUACUUCAACUCCAACACCAUUCCCAGCGCCACCUACUGGUGGAUGGUUUCAAACUAGCACUCUGCGUAAAAAUGCCGUCAAUCCUCCUAAAGCUAUGAAACCGCUAUAUUGGACACGAAUUGUAGCCCCCAAUCCGAUUGUAACUCAAGAUGUCCCAGAUGGCGCUCAAAACAAAAAUGGCUCCAAAGAGCUAUGGCAAGAAAUAGAAGAAACAAAUCUCGAUAACAUCGACGAAUUCACAGAACUCUUCUCACGACAAGCUGUUGUCCCGAAAGUCAAAUUGGAAAAAGCCAAAUCCAUUGUGAAAACGGUCAAAGUUCUUGACAGUAAACGUUCACAAAAUGUUGGCAUAUUUGCUCGAAGUUUACACUUUGACAUUUGUGAAAUCGAACAUGCAAUUUAUCAUGUUGACACUUCGGUUGUAAGCUUGGAAGUUCUUCAGCAAAUUAUGGAAAUUAAAGCUACAAGUCAGGAAUUAGAAAUGAUAAAAGAUGCUGCUCAAGGAGAAAUCCCUUUGGAUUCGCCAGAAAAAUUUCUAUUGAAAAUCGCACAAAUCUCAUUCUCAGCGGAGCGUAUUUCGUGUAUUGUCUUCCAGGCUGAGUUCGAAGAAGCAGCCACAUUGAUAUCGAGAAAAUUGGAAGUUGUUAAGCAACUGUCACAGCUUUUGAUGGAAUGUGAGGAUUUGAAGCUGGUCUUUUCGAUAAUUCUUACGUUAGGCAAUUAUAUGAAUGGUGGAAAUCGGACUAGAGGGCAGGCUGAUGGGUUUACGUUGGAGAUUUUGGGGAAAUUGAAAGAUGUCAAAUCGAAAGAUUCAAAGACGACUUUAUUGCAUUUUAUUGUGCAAACUUAUAUAAGUCGAAGGAGAAAAGAAGGUGUAGCAUUGCCAGAGUUGUUGUUGCCGAUACCAGAGCCGGCGGAUGUUGAAAGAGCUGUGCAGGUGGAUUUAGAUGAAGUUAAGCUGCAGAUUAUAAAGCUCAAUGAGAAAUUGGCAGCUUGCAAAAAGACAACACAAGAAGUCAUACUUAAAUCUAGCGAAGACAACCUCCAACCAUUUAAAGAAAAAAUUGAAGAUUUUAUCGAAGUUGCUGACAAGAAAGUCGACAAAUUACAAAAUCGCUUAGAUGAAUGUCGUGAAUUAUUUAUUGAAACUAUGCGUUUUUAUCAUUUCAUUCCAAAGUCAGGAACUUUAGAGAGUGCAACACCUGGUCAGUUUUUUGAUUAUUGGACAAAUUUCACAAAUGAUUUCAAAGACAUUUGGAAGAAGGAAAUUGCAUAUCUCUGGAAUGAAUUAUUGAAAAAAUCAAAAGAAAAACAAACUGCAGCAUCGGCAUCACGUGUUAAAACAAUAAAAUUAAGACCUGGUGGAUUAAAAGACCGAUUAAUGAAUCGACUCAAAAAGUAGACUGAAUAUAGAAAUAUUUUUUCUUAUUUUUUUGUUUGUUUUUGCUUUUUUUUCUCUAAUUAGUAUUUUUUUGUAGACUCAAAUACAUUAUAAUAAUAGACUUUAUUGUUAAACUCAGAACAAAUAAUAAUUAUUUAGCUAGUUACGUGUUAUUUAUAAAAUUAAUUGUUAAAAAAUAAAGGUUUGUAAAUAAGAAAAUAAUUAUCAUUUAAAUAAAUAUAAAAAAUAAAUUGCUUAAAUAGCUAUUA
Episyrphus balteatus (marmalade hoverfly) is the source of this 6625-nucleotide messenger RNA. RefSeq names its product protein cappuccino (gene capu). Gene Ontology annotation, molecular function: actin filament binding. Gene Ontology annotation, cellular component: cytoskeleton; cytoplasm. Lineage: Eukaryota; Metazoa; Arthropoda; Insecta; Diptera; Syrphidae. Bases 1389 to 6377 code for a protein of 1662 amino acids. The transcript is spliced from 9 exons. The record is from RefSeq and is a predicted model, not a curated record. Gene Ontology annotation, biological process: cortical actin cytoskeleton organization; actin filament network formation.